AUUUUCUUGCCGGCGAAAAUUGGAAGAAUCCCUGAAGCGCGACGCAGACAUGAGAGUGAAGCUCGGCAGCUCAUUACCUGUUAUAUUUUUUCGGUCGUAAUAGAUUUCUUCUUUUCUUAUAUGUAUCUUGUCCCUUUUAUAAGGGAAUCGAUGGCAGGAUCUGUUGGGUAAGUUUUCAGGUUGCUAUAACAAUUAUUUUUGUCAUUGCGACUUUCUAAUGUUUUUAUAUGCUUGUUCAGUGUUGAUGGAUUCUAUCGUUCUCUUGAUUUCUCUAAUUAUUUCUGGGAUUAACUCGGUUUUAUCUUGGAUUACAAGUGCUGUGGGCUUCGGAAUGCUAGCAGAAACAAACGAAUUGUCGCCUGAGUAUUGUAUCCCAUUAAACACCAUGGCUCCACAGCAUGAACGUUAGUGCAAAUUCAACAGAACUUUCAAACAACCGUCCUUGUCUCUGAACAUUCUGAGCAACAUCGAGGCUUACACCAGAAACCGGGUCAGUCUAGGAAUGCUAAAAGCGUCGGAAACGAAUAUCAUACUUGAAGCAUUCUUAUGAUGAUGUUUCGUGUAUUGUUUAAACAGGGUUAUCUUCUGUUUUUGUCUUUUUAUAUUGUUUUCCGUUCCCGUUCUACUUAUUUUUUUUUGAGCUUUUCUGCAUACACAUAUCAUAGGCUGUUUUGUUGAAGCCCUGUUGGGUUCAACGGGGCUUUUAAUUUUUUAUAUAAUGAACAAAAUGAGGCCAUAGUGGAAUAUCAGGUUGUUAAUCUCAAAUUGUUCUAUCCAAUCCACAUGUUCGUUGUUUGUUGCUCUUCUAGAACUAUUUAUUUAUUGAUGAUUCUUUUUGAUUUGUUUAAAAGAGCUAAUAAGGAAUCUAAUGAAUUCUAAGAAUGACCAUUGCUUUAGCUUCUUAUGCAUCCAGAACAUCACCGAAGUCAAAGAACCAUGGCAAUAUAAACGAAAUUGAUGCAGCUGGAUAUAUGCAUACGUAAAAGGAAAAAGACUAAAAAGUUGUAAAAAGACUACAGCAUCCUGGAUCCCAUGUUUCCUCUUAUAUAAUACCAAGCUAAUGAGAUCUUCAAACGCUUGACAUGCAAUGAUUGAACGGGAACGGAUGUUCUGUGUAGGUAAAAGAUAGAUUUGUGAACUUGGAACUUACUUCAUCUAGCAUGAGAACACGAUGGCUAAAAUGUAAAACGAUCCCUGUUUUUGGAAAAGAACAUCACAAUUUUCGACAAGAACAGGUAUCACAAACGAAAAUUAUUAACACUCAUAAUGUUUAUUUUGUGCUUGUCUGAGUUAGAAUCAAUCAUAAGGCUUACAUUGAUUAUAUAUUAGUAGAAAUUGAAGUAACUAAUGACAAAAGUUUGAGGAAUCUACGGACACUUUGGAAACUGGAAUUUACACGAAACAGAGUCGGUUUGUAUAGAAAACGCAAACGUAGCUUAAUCAUUAGCUUUUAAUAUAAAUAUAGAUCUUUAAGAUUUGCUGAAAAGCAAUUACUACGGACGAAUCAAGGACAACUUGGAUGUGUUUACUGACAUACAUAAGUAAAUAAAAUAUAUAAGGUCGUUAGAUCACACAAACAAGUGAAGAAGAAAAUAUCAAGAAUAAACAGUUAGCUUUUAAAAGGUUUAGAUAUACCUUCUAAGUGAUUUUGUUAGUUCUUUUGACAACUUUCAAUCGAGAUUAACGAUGAAAUGGUUCUUGCAUUUUUCUUGCAUGGAUCACCCACCAUUGAUGGCCUCCGAUAUGCCAGUAACUUAUCAACAAGCUCUUAUAAAAGCAAAUGAAAAUUGGGGAAGAAUAAAGCUGUGGCUGAAAGUCUUAAUUGGAUUGAUUGCUCUCAAUUUUGCAUUACUAGGGUACAUGUACGAAAACAGAAUCUCUGAAAGAGUCAAUCUCAUUUGGACAAUCAUUAGCGGAUCUUUUAUUUGUGUUAGUAUAUAUAUUAUAGUUUUAUUUCAAGUUCCCAUUCCAACCGAGUAG
Schizosaccharomyces octosporus yFS286 is the source of this 1980-nucleotide messenger RNA. RefSeq lists its product as uncharacterized. NCBI's taxonomy places the organism in Eukaryota, Fungi, Ascomycota, Schizosaccharomycetes, Schizosaccharomycetales, Schizosaccharomycetaceae. The record is from RefSeq and is a predicted model, not a curated record. The transcript is spliced from 3 exons. The annotation marks the transcript as partial.